This is a messenger RNA of Penaeus indicus, 1344 nucleotides long. RefSeq names its product PRKR-interacting protein 1 homolog. The record is from RefSeq and is a predicted model, not a curated record. The transcript is spliced from 4 exons. Gene Ontology annotation, cellular component: nucleolus. NCBI's taxonomy places the organism in Eukaryota, Metazoa, Arthropoda, Malacostraca, Decapoda, Penaeidae. Gene Ontology annotation, biological process: negative regulation of protein kinase activity. The coding region runs from base 145 to 891 and encodes 248 amino acids. Gene Ontology annotation, molecular function: double-stranded RNA binding; protein kinase binding; protein kinase inhibitor activity.
UGUUUACAUUUUUGUUGUUGCGUCACGCGGUUCCGGCAUUUCAUUAUCCAAGGCUUUUUCUACGACUUUCUGGAAGGCUCGGGAAGUUAUAUAUGAAAAAAAGGCUUUCUGGAAGGCUCGGGAAGUUAUAUAUGAGAAGAAAAUAUGUCUGAUACGGAGAAGAAAGGGUCUGCGGAAAGCCAACAAGUCACCGUGGUUAGAAAUGCGACGGAUCUCCAGCGACUCAAGUUGGAGAAGUUGAUGAAAAAUUCGGAAAAACUCGCAUUCAUCCCUGAUCGACCCAAAGACAAGAAGUUCUCUGACCCAGCCGAGUUUGUGCGCAAUGUUAUGGGCUCAAGCGCUGGAGCUGGCAGUGGCGAAUUCCACGUCUAUCGGCACAUCCGGCGCAGGGAGUACGCCCGUCAAGAAUUCCUCAAUCAGAUGAAGGACAAGGAUAAUCUGAACCAUGAAUACCAUGAAAAAAUUGAGGAGAAUCGUCGCGCUUUAGAAGCCAAAACCGCCAAGAAAAGAGCAAAGAGGCAACGGCAGAAAGAGAAACAGGCGGCAAAGAGACAAAAGAUGAAGGAGAUGAAAAAGAAGGGAAUAACUGUCGAAAAACUGAGCUCGUCCUCGGAAAGCAGCGAAGAAGAGGAGGAAGAGGAAGAGGAAGAGAAGGAGGAGGAGAAGGAAGAGAGAGUGAGGAAAGAAGAUGAUAAAGAGAAGGAAGAGAGGUUAAAGGAAAGGGAAGGAAUGAAGGGUGAUGGAAAGAGAGACAGAGAGAAGGAAGAUGAGAAUAAGGAUAGUAAGCAACAUCAAAAAGAGAAUGGGGAAGGAAGAGGUGACACAAGAGAAGAAAGCAAGGAGCAAAGAAGUGGGAGACUAGAGAAAGAUGAUGAAAAAUGUGAGAAAUGAACAGUUACACAGAAGUACAAAGGAGACUCAUAAUGAAUUUGUUAAAGUGAAUGAAUGUUUUUGUUAAAAAAGAAAGAAAAAAGACAAAUAAAAUGAAAAUAAUAAGAUAAAUUGUUUUUGGUAUUCCUCUUAAACAUGGCUUCAUGGAAAAGGCCAAGGAAAGAAAGAAAGAAAAAAAGAAAAAGAAAAAAAAGAUGCCAUCCCCUCAAAACAAAUUUUUAAAAAAUCCCCUCCAUUUAAAAGAAAAUUCUGCAUCGAAGAAUCAGUUGCACUUGUUGAAGCCAGGAGUACAUGGGUACAUACCCUGUCAACUGUAGUUUUGUGUAAUCAAUCUCGUUACACAUAGAUGGCUUCACUAACACUGAGUCGCCAAGGAGUCAAAUACUAAGCCUACUUUGCUGCACUGGUUUAGCCUCACAUGAAUUUUUAGGGAGAAAGUUUUUUUUUUUUUAU